AUGGCCUCAAACCAAGAGCAAUUGAUUCAGCAGGCGUUAAAUGACCUAGAUAUAGGUGCUGAGAAGUCAAUUCGCAAGGUAGCUGCCAAAUACAGGGUUUCAAAAACGACUGUGGCUUACCGACGCAGAGGUCGCAACCCACGUACGCAAGCCAAUCGCAGGACUCAACGCCUAUCCCUAGAAGAAGAAAAAACUCUAAUUCAGUGGAUUCGAGAUCUACAGCGGCAGAAUCUAUGCCCAAAUUACCCUAGAAUUCGCUCUUUUGUGUACGAAAUCCUGCGAAAUCGAGGCGAUUCGCGGCCCCUGGGCAAGAACUAUGUAUCUCGCUUCAUUUCUCGCCAUUCAGAGCUUCGAACAAGCAGAUCUCGAGCUAUGGAUAUUAAGCGCCUCUCUGCGCUUGAUCCUACGGUUAUAGAGAGCUUCUUCUCUGAAUUUGAACAGCUCCGAAGUCAGUAUGGCGUCGAAAUAGAGAAUAUCUGGAAUAUGGAUGAAACAGGCUUUCAAAUGGGUCAAACAACAAGCAAUUUUGUGGCCUAUGACGCCUCUAUAGGGCGCCCUGUUGCUCCGCAGCCAGAUAAUACGCAAUGGGUCACAAUUAUUGAGUGUAUCUCAUAUCACCGCGCCCUAAAGCCCUAUCUCAUCUUUUGUGGCAAGGCACCAGAGCUACAUAUGUUCCCUGCUAUUGAUGAGCUACCUGACAUUAUUUGGGCCUUCUCUCUAAAGGGAUGGACUGAUAAUGAGCUUGGUAUUGAUUGGCUAAGGCGGAUAUUUAUUCCACAGAGGCCUAUAGGCAAGCAUUCUAUUCUGAUUCUUGAUGGCCAUGACAGUCAUUCUACAGGCCUAUUUCAGUAUCUCUGCCUUCAAAACGACAUCCAUCCACUCUAUCUACCAGCUCAUGCCUCUCAUAAGCUUCAACCACUCGAUUUAGGACCCUUUUCGCCUCUCAAAGCAGCAUAUGGCCAAUUAGUACAAAGAUUUGCACUAACAGGCCUUGCAACACUCAACCGCAGAGUAUUUACCAAGCUCUAUAUUGAAGCACGUCAAACUACAUUUACUGAGCGAAAUAUUCGUGCUGGAUGGCAUCGUACAGGAAUUUGGCCUCUAAAUAAGCAAAAACUACUCAAUGACCCUGAAAUUCGAAAUUUUGGACGUACUACGCCUGAGUAUCAACCCCCAGCUACGUCAGAUGGUCUCUAUAGCACUCCAAAGCAGAGUGACAAUUUACGCGCACUAAUUCGUCAAAUUGAGGCCAAAACAACGCCUCAAACAAGACGCGCUGUACGAAAGCUUGGCCACAGCGCUAUUCAAGAGCAUACUGGCGCUCAAUUGCUUCGAACGCAGCUCCGAGAGCUACGUCAAUUGGCUUUGAAGCAAGAGCUUACCAAACGCUCAAAAAGGAUACAAAAAGAGACAAAGCAGCGGUCGUGGAAUCUCGAACAGGUCAGGGCUGCUCUAGCGCCUAAAAAGGUCCAUUUCGUACGCAAGGAGGGCGGCGAAAAGCGAAUUCUGCGCUACGAUAUUGAAAUGGCAAGCAAGCGUCGCAGAGACGUCGCGACCCUAGACACCCAACUGAUAGAGAUUUAUGAUGAUCUGGCGAACGAGCAUGAGGAGAUUCGCUUAAGAGCUGCCCAUACGCUUCUGUCGAAAUUUGCCUCACUAGAUUCCAACUCCGAACAAAAAAUAAAGACAAUACUACAACGUCUCUUCAGAGGCUUAUGUAGCAGCCGCAAAGCAGCUCGGCUUGGAUUUUCCAUUGCUCUGACCGAGUUCCUCGCACAAAUCUUUCAGUCUCCAGUCGAGCAGCCAGGUUUGGCGCGAAGUGAUAUUUUGGAUAUACUCGACAAGCAGACCUCCCCCGAGGGUUCUACAUCAGGCCAGGAUGAGCGAGAUCACUACUUCGGCCGGGUUUUUGGUGCCGAAGCGAUUGUGAAAUCAUGCAUUCUCUUUAGGCCUCACCCUUCUUUGCCGUUAUGGCGGGAUUUGCUGCAAUUCAGCUGCGACCUUGCACUCAAGAAGCCAUGGUUACGGCAAGAGUGUGGCUGGCUGUUGUUCACUUCACUCAGCUAUCUUCGAGCUUCAAGCCUUGACGCAGAGUUUGCAGUAGCCAUUAUUGAGUCGCUGAAAGCUAAUAGUCUAGUCCGCACCCCAGAAGGGGUGGCAAUCUGGCUUGAGAUCGAAACAUGCUUCGCAGAUGCCACGUUGCCUAAAGGUGUUUGGAAGCAUCGCGAUCCCUUGUGCAAAGGGGAAGCCGCUUUACUCUCAGAUGUUAUGAAGCAUGCCAAAGCCAAGCAGCUGACUGACUCUGGCGAAUCUGCUACAUCACAAGGCGCAGCGACUUGGAGCCAACAACUCCACUUUUCGUGGGAUGUGAUACUCAGCAAUCUGUUUCUUCCUGCUGAUCAAAAUGCAAAAGUCUCGUCCAAGCGGAUCACGUUUGCGCAGUUCUGGACGGAUGUCGUCGACAAAAGUCUUCUUUUACCUAGCAGUAGCCCGGAGCGAAAGCAUUGGGGCUUGCUACUCCUUGCUAAAGCUGUGGCCACUUCACCGUCCGAAUAUCUCAAGAAUAUCUUUACACCAAAUACGGCACUAGUCUGGGCUCAUCAUCUCGGGAUGGAUGAGCGGUAUCUACACAGAAGCGCCAAAAAGGCCGUACAAGCACUACAAGCUCGGGCGAAUCGAGACCCUAGCAUUGUCUCACCCGCAAUUCAAGGUCUUGUACUUACGGCUUCAGGCUUGUAUAACUUUGACACCAUAACGAAGACCAAAACAAUCGUUAAACUCCUGUCAGUGGCAGACUUGUCCUCACUGGAGGAUCUUGUUCCAGCAGUCUGUGAGGUCAUAGAGCAAACAGAGGCUACUGAUGAAAAGCAAGCCGAUGCCAAAAGAAGAUCAUUCGCUGACAUUCUUGUAUCAAUAUGCGCUCGGACAGUCGUCCUGGUCAAUGGGAAGAAUGAGGAUCCCAAUCCAGUGGCUGAGAUGGUUCUAGAUACUUUGAUCGGACUUGCCUAUUCGAACAAGUCGCUGCGUCCGGGCUGUAGAAUGUUUAAGCCCCUACCAAGUUUUGAAUGCAGAAAAUACUUACGGUCGCGCAUUAAAACGUGCUUAGAUCAGAGCUCGCAGCAUCGCGCCAUGAAACUCUGGUUGCUCAGACAUACCAUUCAUCGCCUCAAGGACGUCCAUGAGCAAGCAGAUCAUGAACAUGCGAUUGUUGAGUUCGAUGAAAAGACCGAGAAAAUCGUUGAAAAGGCGUGGAAAAGACUCAGAAAGGUCGCUAAGACUACCUCGGAAGCAAGCAUCCAAUCUAGCAAGGCACCGGCAACUGAACUCCUCGAGAUGCUCUACGGCUUAGCAAUACUGCAGGUCUAUGAUGGAGACACCGAUGCACCUGGAAUACUGCAGGACCUCAAUGACUACCAACACAGCCUUCGUCGACAUUCAUCUGACCACAAUCAAACAGGAGAUUCAGAUCCCAUGCUCGAAAUUCUGUUAAGCUUUGCAUCUAAGCCUUUACGAUUCUUCCACCAGGCAGGUUUGCAAGCCUUUCAGGCCUUUUCAAGCCAGAUUUCACGCCAGGGACUACAGUCUCUGAUACGAGUAUUGGAGACGAAAGAAAGCUCCUCAGGAACACAGGAUAUUUUCGAUUUCGACGAGGGUGCUAAUCAUCCACUGGGAGACGUCGAACAUGAUCAAAGCAAUGGCCAUAUCUCCAGCUCUACUACAUCAGAUGCAGAAUUGCUCGAUUCUGAUGUGGAGCAAAUUUCUGCAAAGAGUUCAUCAAUCGGGGAGGGCUCGGAUGAAGGAAUUGAAGACGAUCAAGCUGAGCUGGAGGCUUUUGAUGCUAAGCUUGCAGCUGCUCUGGGAACCCGCAAGGGGCGGGACGAUGUCGAUGCAGAAGACACCGAAGGCUCAGAUGAGGACAUGUAUGAAGAAGACAUGGACGAACAGGAGAUGGAAGCAUUAGAUGAGAAACUCGCCGAGGUAUUUAGAGCACAGAAACCCACAACUAACAAGAAGCAAGAGCGGAAGGACACGAAAGAAGCAGUCAUAAACUUCAAGAGGAGGGUCUUGGACCUGGUCGAAGUAUAUUUGAAAGAAGAACAAUUGAAUCCGCUUGCGCUGGAUCUGGUGCUACCACUGAUCAGAACUGCAAGAACGACUAGUGCGAAGCAGAUCUCGAAUCGAGCCCAUGACGUCUUGCAAGGCUUCUAUUCCAGAUGCAAGGGAAGCAACGUGCCAGUGAUUGAUGAUGGCGGCGGUGCUGUCAAUGAAGUCCUGACUUAUCUCAAAUUGGUCCACGAAGAAGCAGGACGGGACAACUCUGGUGCACAUGCCGCCGCUUGCAGUCGAGCAAGUAUUCUGCUGGUCAAGGUUCUGAUGAAAGCACAGGUCAACGUGGGGAUGAUGGUCGAUGUCUAUGCGGAGACAAGGAAAAGGCAGCUGUUGGAUCCGAACUGCAUGGUACAGCCGAUAUUUUUCACCGAGUGGAACAACUGGUGCGUCACUGCGAGAGAUCAACUGGCGAGUUGA
Endocarpon pusillum Z07020 is the source of this 4527-nucleotide messenger RNA. RefSeq lists its product as uncharacterized. Gene Ontology annotation, biological process: regulation of DNA-templated transcription. Lineage: Eukaryota; Fungi; Ascomycota; Eurotiomycetes; Verrucariales; Verrucariaceae. The record is from RefSeq and is a predicted model, not a curated record. The transcript is spliced from 6 exons. Gene Ontology annotation, molecular function: rDNA binding; transcription factor binding. Gene Ontology annotation, cellular component: nucleolus. Bases 1 to 4527 code for a protein of 1508 amino acids.